CCCACACAAUAACCUAAAAAUUCAGAAAAUAUAAAAAUGCCAAUAACUAGAAAUUCUGAGACUGUUUUUAAAUUAUUAAAUGGUAUUGUUUGUGUUUAUAAACCAGCCGAAGUCUCUUUGAAACGAUUAUGUUCACAAAUAAAGACAAAACUAUGCGAAGAAUUGUCCCAAUUAGAAGGUAGACCACGAUUAGCCAAUGUUAUUAUAAAAGGUGAUCCUAGUAAACAAUUAAGCGUACAUGUUGAGUCCAGUUAUAGUGAUCACCCUGCUGUAUUAGGACCAUCGUAUAAACAAGUUGAUUUUAGAUGUAAUCCUGUUUUAAAUUUAGGAUUUAAUACUAGUGGUGUAACAUUAAUUGGUAUCAAUGAUGGGACAAAAACCGCAUAUUAUAUGAAUAAAAAUUAUCGAACGAGAGCGUAUCGUAUCAAAGGUCGUUUUGGUCUAGCAAGUGAUACAUAUUAUAAAGAUGGAAAAUUUGUUGAAAAAUCUACUUUUCGACAUAUUAAAAAAUAUAAUUUAGAUAAUUUACUAGCAUCAAUACAAGCUUCACACCAAAAAAAGAAAUUUGAACUAUGGGGAGUUGAUAUACAAUCACAAGCUGCCUAUGAAUUAGCUGUUUCCGAUUAUGUUAAACCAGAAAUUACAAAAACUCCAUUAUUGUAUGGAAUCAAAUGUGUUGAGUUUAAUUUACCAUAUUUUACAAUUGAAAUUCAUUCGAUAAAUGAAUACGAAAAAUAUUUACAUACAUUAAUUCACGAUAUUGGAAUGAAUAUGAAAUCAACUGCACAUUGUACUGGCGUUCAAUGUAUUCGUCAUAGUUUUUACACAACGGAAAAUGCGUUGUUAAAAAAACAUUGGACAUUACAAAAUGUUUUAGAUAAUAUUCAGAAUAAUCGAAAGAUUUAUUUUGAGAAAACAAAUGCAAUACAAAAUAAUGAACAAAGAAGUAUUGCCCAAUUAUAACGUUUUCUUAUUUGGCGACGAUAUUAAAAUGAUUUAGCAGUGUUGUGUGUUAAAAAUUAAAAGCUUUUAUGGUAAUUAAAUGGUUAAACAACUUAAAAACUUUCUGGUACUUGAUUCUAAAUUAUAUUAUAGAAUUCAAUCAGUAAACAAAGCAGAGCCGACAUAAAUGGUAGCUUUUUCAAAUGUGUUAAUCAUGCGGAAAUCUAGGGAAUUAUUACCACAUUCUAAUCCAAACUGAUACAUCCAGAAGUUAAGGAAUUUCAGGCUGAAGCGAGAAAAAGCGGCUUUUGAGUUCCAGAGUGAAUGGAAAAUUCGUUGUCUAUAUUGUAAAUAAAAAUUCGUUCAUUAAAUUUUAAUUUGUAUUACAUUUUAAUACAUGAAUUAAAUUAUUUA
Messenger RNA from Chrysoperla carnea, 1356 nucleotides. Its product is annotated as mitochondrial mRNA pseudouridine synthase Trub2. The transcript is spliced from 5 exons. Gene Ontology annotation, molecular function: RNA binding; pseudouridine synthase activity. The coding region runs from base 37 to 963 and encodes 308 amino acids. The record is from RefSeq and is a predicted model, not a curated record. Lineage: Eukaryota; Metazoa; Arthropoda; Insecta; Neuroptera; Chrysopidae. Gene Ontology annotation, biological process: pseudouridine synthesis; RNA processing.